AAAGGGAGGCAGGCGCAGGCUGGGGCGGGGAGCAGCAGCAGCACCAAGUGGACGGGAGGGGUGUCGAGGGCGGACGGACGGACGGCUCGGGGGCGCAGGCAGGUCGGUCUCCGCAAAACCCUCUCCUUGUUCCGCAGCGCUGUGAUUUGGACUGCCGAGUGCACCCGGCUCCGGCUGCUCUUUCCCGGGUGAAGGCAGCUGCCCUUCCCUUUCGGCCACCACCAUGUCCAACGUGCACCUCUCCAGCGCCUCGGCUUUGGAGCGCCUGGCUGCUCGCCGGACUUUCCCGCUGCACGCUCGCACUGGGGUCUGCAGGAACCUCUUUGGCCCCGUGGAUCACGAUGAGCUCAACCGGGAGCUGCAAAGCAAGCUGCGGGAGAUUUGCGAGGAUGACCAGAGGCGCUGGGACUACAAUUUCCAGACCGAGGCGCCCCUGGCCGGCCCGGGCAGGCUGCAGUGGGAAGAGGUGGAGGGCGACUCCGUGCCUGCCUUUUACCGGGAGACCCUGCAGGUCGGAAGGUGCCGCUUCCCGGUGCUGGUCGUUCGAACCAAGCCGCCGCCGCCGGGCAUCGCCGACGUGCCCAUUGCGACGGAGCCCAGAGACUCUCCGCAGGAGUUGGGGCUUCCUUCUGCUUUGCCUGCCCCCGCUAACCCGCAGGGCAAGGCUACAGCCUUGGCCGGUACCGUGGCGGUGGCCGAGGAACACCUUAACCAGGAGAACCGGGCCGGUCAACUGAACCACCUCUCAGGGAUUAUACUGAAGCCUGUCCCGCGCACGGCUGCGGCUCUGAAAAGAGCAUCUUCGACUGGCGUAGCUCACAUCACAGAUUUCUUCGCCAAGCGGAAAAGAGUCGUAGACUCGAAAGUGGCCGGGGAUCUUCCUAGCGCGUUGCCAGCCUCAAUCUCUGCUGUCCCCACGGAGCAGACGCCCCGGAAAAGGCUCCGAUGAACCAGAUUUUGCACUACAGCACAGAAGCGCCAUUUCCUUGGACUUUGGAAACGUAGAGCUUGAGAAGCCUUCCUCUGCCCACAUUCAAGGGACCCGCAGAAGAGACCAGAGUUGGGAAGAAGAGCUGCCUGUCUUGUGUUUUCUCUCUUCUCCCACUCUCCGCCCCAGAAGGAACUGCUUGUACCUCUAUGUAGCAAAAGUGGCUCUGACUACAAGCCACCUGACGGAGCAGUGUUAAUUUACAACUGUGCAAUUUAUUAUUUUUUAUAUAAAAUGUAUUAUGCCUAAUGUGAGUACACUGGCCUGAAGUGUAAAAGCUUUAAAGUCAUUUAUAUAAAAAUGUUUAAUCUCUGCUGAUUUCUCAGUGCAAAAAAUGUAUAUUUGUAAAAAAGCAAACAACUUAAGAGUUAUACUAACUUAUAUUUUCUAUUUAUGGCAAAAAGGCGGAUAACUUCGGUUGACACCCAGUAGUCUGUUAUUUGUGUGUGGUGGUUUUUUUUCCUUAUUUGGUUAAGCCAAAGGGCACUAUAUUUGCUUUUUUGUUAUUUACAAAAAAUGUAAAUUUAUUUUUAUAGUGGGUUUUUUGCAUUCACAAAAUGUAGCUAUGAAUCAAAAUUUCUUUAGUUAUUACUUGAAAAUAAUUAAAUCUGAUACAAUGGUUCCUGAGCCGGACUGUACCACUGCCAUUACAAACUUCUGCCACAAUGUUAAAAUAAAAAGGAAUCUAAUUUCA
This is a messenger RNA of Sphaerodactylus townsendi, 1682 nucleotides long. It is a transcript of the gene CDKN1C, whose product is annotated as cyclin dependent kinase inhibitor 1C. Gene Ontology annotation, cellular component: nucleus. NCBI's taxonomy places the organism in Eukaryota, Metazoa, Chordata, Lepidosauria, Squamata, Sphaerodactylidae. Gene Ontology annotation, biological process: regulation of cell cycle. The record is from RefSeq and is a predicted model, not a curated record. The transcript is spliced from 3 exons. Gene Ontology annotation, molecular function: cyclin-dependent protein serine/threonine kinase inhibitor activity. The coding region runs from base 224 to 949 and encodes 241 amino acids.